Molecule: messenger RNA, 1341 nt
Organism: Gekko japonicus
Lineage: Eukaryota; Metazoa; Chordata; Lepidosauria; Squamata; Gekkonidae
Gene: TIGD5
Product: tigger transposable element derived 5
Exons: 1
Cellular component (GO): nucleus
Molecular function (GO): DNA binding
Source: RefSeq, a predicted model, not a curated record
AUGGCUUUCCGCCGGGCCUACUCCAUCAAAGACAAGCUGCGGGCCAUCCAACGGGUCAAGGAAGGCGAGCGGCAGGCCUCCGUGUGCCGAGACUUCGGGGUGCCCGGCGGCACCCUGCGCGGCUGGCUGAAAGAUGAGCGGAAGCUGUGCUGGUUCUUGGACCAGCUGGGCAGGGAGGUGGGCACCCACAGCAAUAAGAUGUGCCUGGCCAACGAGGAGGCCAUCGACCGGGCUGUCUACACCUGGUUCCUCACCCGGCGUUAGCACGGCAUCCCCCUCUCGGGUCCCAUCAUCCAGGCCCAAGAAGAAGCCUUUGCCAGGCAGAUCUACGGCCCCGAGUGCUCCUUUAAGGCCAGCCACGGGUGGGUUUGGCGAUGGCAAAAGAGACACGGCAUCUCCAGCCAACGCAUUUACCGUGAGACAGGGGACUGCGUUGGCACCGUGGGCAACAGCCCUGCCCUGAAAGCCACAGCAGAGUCAGUUCUAAUCUCUUCAGCCUUCUCUGAUCCUCUUCCAUCACCGGACACGAACCCCUCUGACAGAGGAGGCUACCACGUUGAGCAGAUCUACAACACCAGCAUUACCAGGCUCUACUGGAAGCUGCUGCCGGGCCAAGUCCGAGCACUGAGGACUUGUGAUCGCUCACAGCCUCCUGCACAUUCCCAGCCGCGGGUAAAAGAUCGUGUCGUGGUCCUGCUAGCUGCCAACCUCACUGGCUCUCACAAGCUGAAGCCCCUUGUAGUGGGAGAGGAGCAGGAGGCCCGCUGGCUCCAUCGCCAUGAUCGAGAGAAACUCCCAGUUUGCUAUCGCUACGGCGCCCAGGCCCACCUUGGCCCUGCCCUGCUCUGCCUCUGGUUCUUCGAAGACUUUGUGCCCGACGUGAAAAGUUUCCUGCGCCGUAAUGGUCUCCAACAGAGAGCCGUGCUACUGCUCAGUUGCCCCCCUCCGUCUGUUUGUGGUGGCUCUGGGGAUCUGCCCCAGCUGCAGACUCCAGACGAUUCCAUCCGAGCCCUCUUUCUUUCCAAGAUGGCAAGGGACUCGCCGGGAGGAGGGGGCCACCUCUCUGCCCCGCUGUGGCAAGGCAUGGUGUCCGCCUUCAAGCAGGUAUACAAGCGGGAAUUGCUCCGGCUGGCUGCUUUGUGCGCGGCGGGAGAAAGGAACUCGGAGGAGUCGGAUCAACUUGGCACAGGUUGGCUGGUGGACUUCAGCCACAACUUCCUCAAGGACAUGCUAAACCUUGCGGCCUUCUCUUGGGAUCUGAUUCCCGCAGGCACCAUUGAGAAAUGCUCCUUGGCUUACGGGCAGCCUUUGAGCCUUGCCCUGGAGAGAAGGAAGAACUAG